GUGAGAGCUGUUGUUUGAAAUAAUUAAUUGAUGAAGAAAGCUGGCAGCAAUAUGCAAUUAUUUUGUUUCUGUGUUAUGCGUUUAUAGAGUAAAUAAUAGUGUUUAUAGAGUAAAUAAUAGUAUAAUACUCUCUCUCUCUCUCUCUCUCUCUCUCUCAAUUGGGAAAGGACCAAGGAGUGAAGUUAUGUAGCAGGAAAUGCGGUGAAAGGCUUCUGGUUUCCGACCCCGGAAAAGGGUUCAGGUCGGAAUGUGGAAAUCAGUGGCCGUUAUGGUGGUGGUGGUGGUGUUUCUCUUCCUAUCCUUGCUCGGCUUUUUUGAUGCCCAAAGAACAUUGAUUAGUUCCAGAUUCAAUGGCAACCGAAUCGGCAGAAUUGGAGGUUCCAGUUCCAGCUCCAGCUCCUACUUCAAAGUUCUCAUUUUUUCUGCAUUAAAUUCACUGAAGGUAGGUGGAGGAUUUGCAAGCUCGAACACUAAUAAUAUAAAGGGAUCGGAAUUACAGCAUAGUGUGGUGAUGGGUCAUGGAAUUGGUCAGCCAGUGAUAGAGGAGUUUACCUUCCCUGCAAAUUCAGUUCCUUUUAAUGCCUGCCAUGCUUCUACAAUUGUUGAGGUCGAAAGAGAUCACUUUUUGGUUGCUUACUUUGGUGGAUCUAAAGAGGGAGCACCUGAUGUGAAAAUUUGGCUGCAGACUUACAAGGAUGGCUGUUGGUACCCUCCUAUGGUGGUUGAUGAAGAGCCUGAUGUUCCAAUGUGGAAUCCUGUACUGUUUAAGCUUCCAUCUCAGGAAUUGCUUUUGUUCUAUAAAAUUGGUCAAGAGGUCCAAAAAUGGAGUGGAUGCAUGAAGCGAUCUCUUGAUGGCGGUAUCACUUGGUCAGACAGAGAACAACUUCCAGCUGGAAUAUUAGGACCAACAAAGAAUAAGCCCAUCUUGCUUAAAGAUGGACGUCUUCUCUGUGGAUCCUCUGUGGAGAGUUGGAACUCUUGGGGUGCAUGGAUAGAGGUCACAGCAGAUUCAGGACAGUCAUGGAGGAAGUAUGGUCCAGUAUUUGUUGAAGGUGAACCUCUCAGUGUUAUUCAACCGGUUCCUUAUUUUACUAAAAAUGGGACAUUACGUGUUCUAUUGAGAUCCUUUGAAGGAAUAGGCAAAAUCUGUAUGUCAGAAUCCUAUGAUGGGGGCCUGAAUUGGGGAUAUGCAAAGCCUACGGAACUCCCUAAUCCAAACUCAGGGAUUGAUGGGGUUAAAUUGAAUGAUGGUCGUUUAUUACUUGCCUAUAACACAAUCUCAAGAGGUGUGCUCAAAGUUGCCCUUUCCAGCGAUGAUGGUGACACCUGGCAUGACAUGCUAACAUUGGAGGAAAAUUCAGAAAUGGAAUUCUCUUAUCCUGCUGUCAUACAGGCCGGUGACGGAGAUGUUCACAUCACCUAUACAUAUAACAGGACCCAGAUUAAGCAUGUUGUUCUUGAACCCAAGUAACUCAGGCAACUUAUGCUAGGCUUCAAGUCAAGGGAACACUGAGUCGUGCAGAUUCUUGCUAAUUGUAGUGUAUUGACCUUUUCUUUCGUUUGUUUUGUUCUUUUUCAUUAGUUCUUUUUAAUAGAAUGUUAGUUCCCUGGCCAUACUUGAGUGGUGUAUUGUAAAUGUAUUGUAAAUGUUCCAAGUGAACUCUCUUCCUUGUUGCAGCAACUGUUACACUUCAUGCAUACUGAUUAGCCAAUCUAUAUCUGAACUUUUGCAUAUUAAGCAUGAGGAAGCAAAUGAAGUUAGGUUAAUUAACCCCUAA
This is a messenger RNA of Nelumbo nucifera (sacred lotus), 1778 nucleotides long. RefSeq lists its product as uncharacterized. NCBI's taxonomy places the organism in Eukaryota, Viridiplantae, Streptophyta, Magnoliopsida, Proteales, Nelumbonaceae. The record is from RefSeq and is a predicted model, not a curated record.